CUCAACUACGCCAAUCGGUGUUUAUAAGAGCACAUAGUCGCCAACAUCUGCAGCCCCGUUCAACCUUGCAUCAUAGCCCUUGCUGCAGUUUCUUUCGCCCGCCUACUUGGUUUCUUUAAUUAUAUAGCCCCAAGCCAAAUCGUCAAAGAUGGUGCCAAAUGAGCUGUACCAGUACUCUGUCCUCUCCGCCCUCAUGAGUGGCGCCGCAACAUCUGGUGUGCCCCUGUCGCACAUCUUAAGCCACGGGAACCACGGCCUAGGUACAUUUCAGAGACUGGAAGGGGAGAUGAUUGUCCUCGACGGAUCGGCGUACCAGAUGAAGUCUGAUGGAUCUGUGAUACCCAACCUUGAAAGAGACCAUGGUGAUCAGAUAAUCCCUUUUGCCAUGGUUACUUGCUUUCAACCCUCUGUUACUGAGACCAUCAUCUUCGACAGCAAGCAAGACCUCGCGGACAAAAUAUCAGCUUUACUUCCCAGAACGCAGAACCACUUUCUCGCGUUUAGGAUAGACGGAGUGUUUGAGCAAGUCGGCGUCCGAACAGUCGGCGGUCAACUAUCACCGCACGAAAGCCUCACUGAUGUCGGCAAACGUCAAGCAACGCACACUUUUCCAUCAAUAAGGGGGUCAAUCAUAGGAUUCCGCUCGCCGGCAUAUUUCCAAGGCAUCAGCGUCGCCGGUGACCAUAUGCAUCUGAUUUCCGAGGAUAGAAAGUUUGGAGGGCAUUUGCAGGCUUGUCGGGCAACUGAGCAGGUAACACUUAGAGCGGUGGCUAUUCAACGCCUCGAUCUGCAGUUGCCAAAGGAUGAUGAUUUCAGGGAUGCCAAUCUCGGAGUUGACGAUGAAGGGAUUCAGGCUGUUGAGGGCUAGACAUUUCUUUAUAUAUAUAUAUAUAUAUAUAUAUAUAUAUAUAUUUCAAGAGAGAGAGUUUUGCCCUUGAAUCGCAUACCAAUUCUUCUGUUCAAGAGCAGGCUGGCGUGAUGGAGACGGUAAUAUCUUCUAUGCAUCAGCGCAUGUCCCAGACUUGGAGGAGUCUGCAGAUCUGCUAGGGGUUUCAGUUCCAUUAAUGAAUGUAACUACUUUGAUGCCUGGGGGGAACUAUCUUGAGUGGAUUGAUGGGGCUGGGGCUGCCGAAGAAGACCCCUGGAAGUAUGGCUAUGCAUCAUUCACCAAGACGAUGGAGUCAUCAUCUUAGCCCUUGAGUGACAAGCCACCUGUGGAGAAUAUGUUCCUUGCAUAGGAAAACAAAAUAAGAAUAUCUUUGGUAGAGUACACGAGGUAGGAGAAGGCAUGAUGUUCUUAGCUACAGCAAGCUAAAUCGACAAAUUAAUGAAACCUGGUAGACAGUGC
Trichoderma asperellum CBS 433.97 is the source of this 1348-nucleotide messenger RNA. RefSeq lists its product as uncharacterized. Gene Ontology annotation, biological process: acetoin biosynthetic process. The record is from RefSeq and is a predicted model, not a curated record. Gene Ontology annotation, molecular function: acetolactate decarboxylase activity. Lineage: Eukaryota; Fungi; Ascomycota; Sordariomycetes; Hypocreales; Hypocreaceae.